Molecule: messenger RNA, 2272 nt
Organism: Drosophila biarmipes
Lineage: Eukaryota; Metazoa; Arthropoda; Insecta; Diptera; Drosophilidae
Gene: Hydr2
Product: abhydrolase domain-containing protein 2
Exons: 5
Coding region: 292-1488 (398 amino acids)
Biological process (GO): medium-chain fatty acid catabolic process; medium-chain fatty acid biosynthetic process; steroid hormone receptor signaling pathway
Cellular component (GO): sperm flagellum; sperm plasma membrane
Molecular function (GO): monoacylglycerol lipase activity; acetylesterase activity
Source: RefSeq, a predicted model, not a curated record
CGGUCUCACCAAAUCUAUCACUUCAAAAAAAUCACAGAAGGCGAAGGAAUUUUCGAGCACAAUUUAAAUCCGGUUCCCCUUGGAAAGUGUUAACAAAAAUUUGCCAGCCAAAAAAUAGCAAAGCGAACGGAAGAGACAGACACACAAGCACACCGAACACUGCACACCCAAAGGCAAGCGGAAGGCCCAAAGGAAAGGCGGAAAAUCGAAGGAUAAGUGGCGAGUGAUUGGAUGAUAAGGCAGGCCCCUUCCUCGGAUCCUGGGUAGAAAAUCGGAGGACACAGCGCCACCAUGUCCACCGCCUUCCUCACGCUCAUCGCCGUCAUCGUGUGCAUCCUGUUCCGCAUCCUGAAUGUCCACAGUCAGCCGCUGAAGCCGAGCGUGUGGUGCCUGGACGCCCAGUUCCUGGACUGCCUCUACAAGAUCGCCCCCGUGCUGAGGGAGCCUUACAUUCCUCCGCGUCUUUGGGGCUUCAGUGGUCAUGUCCAGACGGUUUUGCAUAGCAUAGUGGGCCGAGUGCGUUGUCCUUGGCCCCUCGGACAGCGUGUGUACUUGUCCCUCGAGGACGGCUCCACUCUGACCUACGACCUGUACCAGCCGCUCAACGAGCAGGAGGAUGACAUCACGGUGGCCAUUUGUCCCGGCAUCGCCAACAGCUCGGAAUCGGUGUACAUUCGCACCUUUGUGCACCUGGCCCAGUGCAAUGGAUACCGCUGCGCGGUCCUGAAUCACAUCGGAGCACUGCGCAGUGUCCAGGUGACCUCCACGCGCAUAUUUACCUACGGCCACACGGAGGAUUUCGCGGCCAUGGUGGAGCAUCUGCACCAGAAGUACCAACAGAGUCGCAUAGUGGCGGUUGGUUUCAGUCUGGGCGGCAAUUUGGUCACCAAGUACAUGGGCGAGGACCAGAAGACAAAGCCCAACUGCGUCAUCGGUGGCAUCUCCAUUUGCCAGGGAUACAAUGCCGUCGAGGGCACCAAGUGGCUGCUUAACUGGCAGAACUUCCGACGCUUCUACCUGUACAUCAUGACUGAGAACGUGAAGAGCAUUAUCCUGCGGCACCGACAUAUCCUGCUGUCCGACGAGGUGAAGGCUCGGCAUAAUCUCAACGAGCGCGAGAUCAUCGCCGCUGCCACACUGCCCGAACUGGAUGAGGCCUAUACGAGGCGCGUGUACAACUUCCCCUCAACCCAAGAGCUGUACAAGUGGAGCUCGUCGCUGUUCUACUUCGAUUCGAUCAAGAAGCCCAUGAUCUUCAUCAAUGCCAAGGAUGAUCCCUUGAUUCCAGAGGACUUGCUGCAUCCCAUCAAGGAGUAUGCCACCACCAGGCCAAACACUGCCUAUGUGGAGGUGGCCCACGGCGGUCAUCUGGGCUUUUACGAGGGCGGCUUCCUGUACCCCAACCCAGUGACUUGGCUGGACCGCACGCUGGUGGCCAUGGUGGGUUCGUUGGUCAUGAUGCAAGACGUCGGCAAGGUGGCCUCUUAGGCCUCUAGGCCUAAGGCACACACACAUGACAAAAUUGGUUGUCGCUGACGGAUAUACGAAUCUUUGAAGGAACAUCGGAACAGAGCCCGAAAGACCCCAUACAUAUAGUUCUAACAUAUAAUAUCGAUGUGCAGCAAGUAAAAAUUAUCAGCCGCGCAAGCAGGACAGCAUAAAUUGAUGUAUACUUUUGCAAAGUGCAUUUAAAACAGAAAUUGCAGUUUUUCGACCACGGUUUUUAUGCUUUUAUUAUGACUUUCGAGGAGCCAAACAUACAAUGUAUCAGUUGAACUUGUACCUAAGUUAGUUAACGCGAACAACAGCAUGUUUCCAUGUACUUAUGUCUAAGCAAAUUCCUAUUUAUUAGCAUUUUACUUUGUGAUCUAACAGGAUUUAAUUAUGUGAAAUGUACACCCAGACACCGCACACAAUAUAUACGAUAUUGACAGUAAUUAUAAAUUAUAAGUACCCGGCCGCCGCACAUAUUGAGUAGCAAGAUAAAUGCCUUAAUGUAGACCUCGUUUUGUAAGUGUGUAUAUGAUUUUAAUAGCCACUCAGUUUGUACGACGAUGCAUUUCACGGAAAUCAAAGAGAAACCAAAUGAAAUUUGCCCAACGACGGCUUCAAUUUUGUAUGCAUUUUCUGAUAUUUACCGAGUUGAUAGUCAGAUGGAUGCGCGAUUUGUUUACCGAUCUAGUAGAGUAUGGCGAAAUAUUUAUAAAUGUAUUUCUAAAAGUAUUUAUAAAUGUAUAGUAAACGAAAAACGAAUAAACAACAGUUGAUUAAA